Molecule: messenger RNA, 252 nt
Organism: Rotaria sp. Silwood2
Lineage: Eukaryota; Metazoa; Rotifera; Eurotatoria; Philodinida; Philodinidae
Source: the annotation of a GenBank genome assembly
AUGAAACACAGAUAUUAUGAUCAAGAUGGACAAUAUUAUACUGAUAGUCAAGAAUAUUUUGAUCAAAAACAAGAACCAAUACCUGAAGAAGAUGAAGAUCAUCUUUCAUCUAAUUAUGCCGGUGAUAAGAAACAAACAAUCAAUGAAGAUACCGAAAAAGAUCUUUCAUGGCGGUGCAGAUAUUGUACUGCAGAAAAUAAAUCAACGGAUGUUGAUUGUCGUCAAUGUAAACAAAGGGGAACAAAUUUUUAA